Labeo rohita (rohu) is the source of this 1890-nucleotide messenger RNA. RefSeq lists its product as uncharacterized. Bases 279 to 1733 code for a protein of 484 amino acids. The record is from RefSeq and is a predicted model, not a curated record. NCBI's taxonomy places the organism in Eukaryota, Metazoa, Chordata, Actinopteri, Cypriniformes, Cyprinidae. The transcript has 6 exons.
CGCUGCAGUCGCCAUUAUCGUCUUCUGUGUUCGUCUGUUUUCUGUCAUAUUUAGAAAAUGUUAUUGUAAGAAUUCUUCUUCCGUAGCAUAAAUUGGUAAAUUAAAUAUGUCGUUUAGUCACGAUCAGUAUAAUCAAUCAGUUGAUCUGUGUUUGGUUCAGGUCAUAAUUUUCGCGGUCACUCAUGAGGGUGUGGUUCGGAAAUAACUGUUAUUAUAACUGUUAUUAUAACUGUUAUUAAUAAUACACAUCCAAAUCGGUUUUGUCUGGAAUCCACAACAUGAAGAAGAUUUUCAGACCUGCUCUGUUUGUGUUACUAAUGUGUGGUGUGUUUGGUGCUGAUGAAGAUCAACUGAAGGCAGUGAUGGAGGGAGAUUCUGUCACUCUAAACCCUGAUCCUGCUCAAAUACAGGGAUUUAUUGAUAUAGAGUGGCGGUUUAAAGAUAACACGAGUCCCAUUGCUUAUACUAAUGGAGUUAAACCCACAUAUUCUGAAGAUGAGAUAUUCAGAGACAGACUGAAUCUGAACCAGACAGGAUCUCUGACCAUCACAAACAUCAAAACCAAACACUCUGGACUUUAUCAUCUACGGAUGGAACGCAACAGUGGACGCUUAAAUGUGGAUUACACUGUUACUGUCAGUGAGUCUCCGUCUGUUAUUGAUGCUGUUAAAGGUGAAAUGAAGAUGGAGUCAGUGACAGAGGGAGAUCAUGUCACUCUUCAGACUGAUGUUACUGAACUACAUGGAGAUGAGCUGAUAGUGUGGAGGUUUGGAGAUGAAGGGAAACUCAUCGUUAAAACUGAUAUAGAGGCUAAGAGCUCACCGUUAUAUACUGAUGAGAGAUUGAGAGACAGACUGGAGCUGGAUCAUCAGACUGGAUCUCUGAUCAUCACAAACAGCAGAAUCACAGACUCUGGACUCUAUAGAGUGAAGAUCAGCAGCAGCAAACAGACUCUGUACAAGAGAUUCACUGUUACUGUCAGUGAAGCAGGUUUGUCUCCAGGUGCUAAAGCAGGGAUUGUUAUUGUUGUUCUGCUGGUGUUUGCUGCUGCUGCUGCUGCUGUGAUUUACUAUCGCCACAAGAUCUCUGAACUACAAAAACAAACAUUGUCAGUGACUGAGGGAGAAGAUGUCACUCUAAAACCUGCUUAUAAAAUAAACAAAGGUGAUGAGAUACAGUGGCUGUUUGGAGAUAAAAAGCAUCGGACUCGCAUAUCUGAAAUCAGAGAAGAGUCCAGACGGCCCUUUAUAGAUGAUUAUAAAGCUAAUGAGAGAUUCAGAGACAGACUGGAUCUGGACAAGACGACUGGAUCUCUGACCAUCAAGAACACCAGAACUGAUCACUCUGGACUCUAUAAACUACACAUCAGAACCAGCAGAAAGACUUUACAGAAGACAUUUAUUGUCACUGUCUAUGAAAAAGUGGAGGUGAAAUCAGUGAAUGAAGAUUCUGUCACUCUGAACCCUGAUACUGAAAUACAGAGAGAUGAUCAGAUCCUGUGGAUCUUUGGAGAUGAAUUCAGUCUCAUCGCUCAGAUCAAAGCAGGGACUGGAGAGACAUAUGAUGGUGCUGAUGGGAGAUUCAGAGGCAGACUGGAGCUGAAUAAGGAGACUGGAUCACUGACCAUCACAGACUUCACAACUAAACACAAUGGACCCUAUAAACUACUGAUCAGCAGCAGCAGCAGAGGAACCUCGUGCAAGAAAUUCAGGGUUUCCAAACAUCGUAAGUAACUGUGUUUCAGUUUAUUUUUUAACAUGUACAUAAGAGUGAUGAUGCUCUGAAUGAACAAUUCUACACUGAACUGAAUUUUAACAGGUAAAAGUGCACAUUAUAGUGUGUAACUGUAGUUUGACAUUCAUUGUGUAUUUUCCUCAAUUAAUCCAGUUG